AUGCCUGAAGGGCAUACAAAGGAAGUUAAUGCUGCUGGGCAGCCCAUUCCUCCAAAGAUGAAGUUGGAAUGUCUUGCAUCAUACACAUUAUGGGGUAAUGUGAUGUCUAUAGCAUCAGUAAAGUGUGCAAGCGCUGGGAGAGACCUGUUAUUAUUAUCAUUCAAAGAAGCUAAGCUCUCUAUUGUUCAGUAUGAUCCACAGAUAAACAACUUGGUUACUUUAAGUAUGCAUUACUUUGAGGAAGAUGAUAUGAAGGGUGGAUGGACAACUCAUCCUCAUAUACCAUGGAUCCGUGUAGAUCCAGAAUUUAGAUGUGCUGUAAUGUUGUUAUAUGGAAAGAAAUUAGCUGUUUUACCAUUUAGAAAGGAUAUAACAUCAGAAGAGGGUGAUCCUUUGGAAGCUAAACCUUUACUAGAUAGUAAAAAGAAUCAACCUACUCAACCAAUAACAAGGUCUCCAACUUUAGCUUCUUAUGUCAUAGUACUAAAAGAUCUAGAUGAGAAGAUAGACAAUAUUCUAGACAUUCAGUUCCUAUACGGUUAUUAUGAGCCUACAUUAUUGUUGUUGUAUGAGCCAGUGAGGACUUUUCCAGGACGUACAGCAGUCCGCAGUGAUACAUGUGCUAUGGCCGGUGUAAGUCUCAACAUGUCGGCGCGAGUGCAUCCAGUCAUUUGGGCAACUGCCGGAUUGCCGUUUGAUUGUAUUCAAGCGGUACCCAUUCAGAAACCUCUCGGUGGAUGUUUAAUCCUUGCUGUAAAUUCUCUCAUAUAUCUGAAUCAGUCUGUUCCUCCAUAUGGUGUUUCGUUAAACAGUAUUGCUACGCAUACAACAAAUUUCCCACUCAGGAUCCAGGAGGGCGUGUGCGUGACGCUGGACGGCGCGCACGUGGCGGCGCUGGGCGAGUGCCGGCUGGCGCUGGCGCUGCGUGGCGGCCAGCUGUACGUGCUGACGCUGCUCUCCGACUCCGUGCGCAGCGUACGCAGCUUCCACCUGGACCGCGCCGCCGCCUCCGUGCUCACCUCCUGCAUGUGUGUGAUUGAAGAGGAUUUCCUAUUCCUCGGUUCGCGCCUUGGUAACUCACUGUUGUUGCGUGUGACGGAAAGGGAGAACCGGAUGUUGUUUACAGUUGAUAAACCAUUGGAGGCUACUGUUGACCUCACAGUGUCAGAGACCGAUAAAGAAACUACAACCACAAACAAAGAACAAACUGCACAAAAGGAGGCACAGCUCGAUCCUGCAACUAAGAAGCGCCGCAUGGACACGAUAAAUGAUUGUGUAGCGUCUAAUGUAAUAGAAAUUAGCGAACAAGAUGAGCUGGAAGUAUAUGGAUCAGAUAUUCGGACGUCAACGCAGUUAACGAGCUAUGUUUUUGAGGUGUGCGACUCGCUGCUGAACAUCUGCCCGAUCGGCGACAUAUCGAUGGGCGAGCCGCAGCUGGUGGGCGAGGAGGAGGCGCGGCGGGAUGCUGCGCUGGAGCUGGUGGCAUGCAGCGGCCGCGGGAAGAACGGCGCGCUCUCCGUGCUGCAGCGCACCGUGCGCCCGCACCUGCUCACCGCCUUCCACCUGCCUGGCUGUAUAGACAUGUGGACGGUGAUAGGCGAGGGUGAGUCCCGGGAAGCCCACAAGGAUAUGGAAGGCUCCCACGCGUACUUGAUCCUCACGCAGGAAGACUCCAGCAUGAUCCUACAAACGGGGCAAGAGAUCAACGAAGUGGACAACUCGGGAUUCAUGACUGGCGCGCCCACAGUAUUCGCGGGCAAUCUGGGCAACAACAAGUAUAUGGUUCAAGUCACCACGACCGCCAUUAGGCUCAUACGAAAUGGGGUGCAGCUGCAGUCGAUCCAGCUGGAGUGGACGGCGAGUGCGGGCGCGGUGGCGGACCCGUACGUGUGCGUGCAGUCCACGUGCGGCCGGGCUCUUGUGCUCGCGCUGCGGGAACUACGCCCCCGGGACCCCAUGUCAGCACGCUUGGCUCCAACUCGUCAAGGCGUUCCAGCCCGCCCGGCUUUAGUGAGAGCGAUGCCAUACCGUGACCUGAGUGGAUUAUUUACUUCUACCGACUUGGAAAAUGUUCAAGUAAAAGGUGAAUUCACCGGCAAAAUGAAGGGCAAGAAUGUGAAAGCGGAAGGCUUCAAGCCUGGCGCCGUAUACGAGCUCAAUGAUGAAGACGAGCUUCUGUAUGGCGGAGACCAGACACCAGCUUCUAUGGCCAGUAUAAUGUUGGCGGAGCAAUCGAAGAACCCUGGUGUGCCACGGCGUAUGUCCCGCUGGUGGAAGCGUUAUUUGAACGAAGUUAAGCCAACGUUCUGGCUUUUCGUCGUCCGCGAUAACGGCAACCUGGAGAUAUACUCUUUACCUGAGAUGAGGCUCAGCUUCCUCGUGAGAGACAUCUGCGCUGGGCACAGGAUUCUCGCUGACAGCCUGGAGAGUGUUCCCGCCAGCGAGCCGGCGGACGAGGAGGAGUACAGCGGUGGCGCUGGUGGGGGCGGGGUUGCGGGCGUGGGAGAGGUGCAGCGGCUGCGCGAGCUGCUGGUGGUGGGGCUGGGUCACAAGGCCUCGCGCGUGCUGAUGCUGCUGCGCCUCGACGGCGAGCCGCUCAUGAUAUACCAGGCCUACAAAUACCCUCGCGGCAACUUGAAGAUGCGUUUCUCCCGUAUGAACGUAUCGUUUCCCUUCGGUUACGAGAGCGAAACCGUCACAUGUCCAGAAGACAGCUACGAGGCAGCCAUGCUCAGGGAUGGAGUGCGACAGCUGCGGUAUUUCGGCAACGUGGGCGGGUACAACGGCGUGUUCAUCUGCGGGCGCACGCCCUACCUGCUGCUGUUGACGGGGCGCGGGGAACUCCGGCUGCACCCGCUGGCGGCGGCCGAGGGCGCCAUACCUGCAUUCGCGCCCUUCAACAACACCAACUGCCCGCACGGCUUCCUCUACUUCAACUCCAAGGGCUGGCUGCGCAUCAGCGUGCUGGCGGGCCACGUGUCGUACGACGCGCCGUGGGCCGUGCGUAAGGUGCCGCUGCGCGCCACGCCGCACGCCGUCACCUUCCACCUGGAGUCGCGCACGCACUGCCUGGUGACGUCACGCGCGCUGCCCACGCAGGAGUACUACCGCUUCAACGGCGAGGACAAGGAGCGCGCGCACGAGAACAAGGGCGGCAGGUUUCCAUACCCGAUGCAAGAGAGAUUCUCAGUAAUGCUGUUCUCUCCGGUGUCAUGGGAGGUGAUCCCCAACACUCAGAUCGAGCUGGACGAAUGGGAACACGUCACCUGUCUCAAGAACGUCGCGCUCUCAUACGAGGGAACCAGGUCGGGACUGAGAGGGUACAUAGCGAUAGGAACAAAUUACAACUACAGCGAGGACAUUACUUCGAGGGGAAGGAUUAUAAUUUACGACAUCAUAGACGUUGUCCCGGAACCUGGGCAGCCGUUAACGAAGAACAGGUUCAAGGAACUGUAUGCGAAGGAACAGAAGGGACCCGUCACCGCACUGGCCCAAGUCUUGGGAUACCUGAUCUCCGCUAUAGGACAAAAGAUCUACAUCUGGCAGCUGAAGGACAACGACCUGGUGGGCGUGGCGUUCAUCGACACGCAGAUCUACGUGCACCGGCUGCUGUGCGUCAAGAACCUAAUCCUGGUGGCCGACGUGUACAAGUCCAUCUCGCUCCUGCGCUACCAGCACCAGCACCGCACGCUGUCCCUCGUCUCCCGCGACCUCAGGACCGCACAGAUCUAUGAUAUGCAGUUUGUUGUGGACAAUACGACGCUGGGUUUCCUGGUCAGCGAAGCGGACGGCAAUCUCGCACUCUUCAUGUACCAGCCGCAGGCCAGGGAGAGCUAUGGCGGGCAGCGUCUGAUCCGCAAGUGCGACUACCACGUGGGGCAGCAGGUGCACGCCAUGUUCCGCAUCAACGCCAAGUCGCUGCCCGAGUCCACGCACCGCCGCCACGUCACCAUGUUCACGACGCUGGACGGCGGGCUGGGCUACGUGCUGCCGGUGACGGAGAAGAUGUACCGGCGGCUGCUCAUGCUGCAGAACGUCAUGAACAACUACUGCUGCCACAUCGCCGGCCUCAACCCUCGCGCCUUCAGAACUUACAAAAAUCCUCGAAAAACGAUUAGCGGUGGUCCAGCUAGGGGGAUGCUGGACGGUGAUCUCAUAGCGAUGUAUCCGUCGAUGCCGAGCGCCGAGAGGCACGAUAUCGCAAAGAAAAUCGGCACCAAAGUUGAGGAGAUAAUGGCGGACCUCUACGAGAUAGACAGACUGACCGCACAUUUCUAG
Messenger RNA from Parnassius apollo (apollo), 4278 nucleotides. The record is from the annotation of a GenBank genome assembly. Lineage: Eukaryota; Metazoa; Arthropoda; Insecta; Lepidoptera; Papilionidae.